AACAACACGUAACCUCCAUUUCUGAGUUAAGAGUGGUGAAUAAAAAAACCAGCACUUUCAUUUCCAGACAUUCAGCUUCGGACUGUCUCUCGCAACUGGAUAUGGUGAUUCCUUGUCCGACCCUCAACAAAUGGCCUCCACCGUGUCUGGUCCUCCCUCGAAGCUCGCCACUACCGCCAUUGUCGCCGCCGCCUCGGCGAACCCGUAGCUUCUUCUGUUGUGUCUCUCGCCGCUCAACCUUGGCGCGAAUUCAGAGCUCUGGAGUCAUCGCUUGCCUUCGCGCCACUAGCGCAGAUUUGGCAAUGGAAGCUGCCCGGGCUGCUCUUAUCGGUGGAAUCUCAGUUCUGGAAAUUGUAGUGUCGACCCCAGGUGUGUUUGAGGUUCUUCAGCAGCUGGUGCAUGACUAUCCUACAACGGUUUUAGGAGUUGGGACUGUUCUUAGUGUCAAGGAUGCUAAAAAGGCAGUAGGUGCUGGAGCCAAAUUCCUUAUGAGCCCUGCUAUGGUGAAGGAUGUUAUGGAUGGUUUCCAGAGUGGUGAAGUGUUGUACAUACCUGGUGCAAUGACCCCAACAGAGAUAUUGUCUGCUCAUGAUGCUGGUGCCAAAAUGGUCAAGGUUUAUCCUGUUUCAGCAUUAGGUGGUGUAAAGUAUAUAUCAGCAAUCAAGAAGCCUUUUCCACACAUCUCAAUGGUUGCGUCUCAAGGAAUUACUGUAGAUUCAAUUGGGGAAUACAUAGCUAAGGGAGCAUCUUCAGUUGUUUUAUCAGACGCCAUUUUCAAUAAAGAGGCUAUGGGCGAAAAGAAUUUUGAGGCCAUACAUAAACUUGCAAGUUUUGCAGCUAUGCAGGGCAAGGAAGCUGUAGAAGGGAGAAGAUGCUGCCGGUAAACCUGUCGAACCAGGUGUAGCAACACUUUCUCUUGUGCAUGACUAUAUUAGAUACAACCAUCAGAGCUGUCAAGAAAGUUGCUGUGUGCUUUGUUCGAACUCUUGGUUCUAUUGUAAAUCAGGUCAUACGUUAUUCUAGAAGGGAUAAAACUUUCAGCUAGGAUUGUAAAUGAAUAGAAGCGUCAAGAUGUUGAAGUGAUUAAGUUGCUGUUAGAAGUAUACCAACGUACGUACGAGUCUAAUGCACCAGCUCGAGCAUAAAAAAACUUUCAUCCUAGACGCAACCUGAGUUAAAGGAGUUUGAUUUCGAGUAGCAAGGACUUCACUUGGGUAGUGAACGGGGCAAACUCGUACAUCUGGUACGUCGGAAAUUUUGCUCUAGUUCGGGUCCUUGAACAAUUGUAGGUGUGUUUGUGGACAAUCAGUUGGCGACAAGAUCUACUUGAAUAUUAUCUGGAGGCUCAAUGUAGAGUUUCCAUGUCCGAGUAAAGUUUUAUGCAUAUUAAACCACCUAGAUGGAUCACAAGUGUUGUUAGGGCCUGAGGAGAGGAGUCGUCCCCAUCUUAAACCACCUAGUCCUCUAGAUGUGGUCCAAGAAGAUUCUAGUAUGAUUUUUAUUUGUUGAUGCUGAUUAUUUAGAAUUUCUUCAACUAUUACCAAUUAAGUUCUUGCAAGUGUGUAUACAAUUUUAUGUCACCGCCAGUGUCCUCUGUUUUCUUAUCCGUAGACCAUAACCAUUACACGGCUGUGUAAUUUCAUUUCAAGCACCCUAAAAAAGAGACCAGGUGUGA
Molecule: messenger RNA, 1675 nt
Organism: Morus notabilis
Lineage: Eukaryota; Viridiplantae; Streptophyta; Magnoliopsida; Rosales; Moraceae
Product: KHG/KDPG aldolase
Exons: 11
Coding region: 102-884 (260 amino acids)
Molecular function (GO): lyase activity
Source: RefSeq, a predicted model, not a curated record